Molecule: messenger RNA, 3720 nt
Organism: Caenorhabditis angaria
Lineage: Eukaryota; Metazoa; Nematoda; Chromadorea; Rhabditida; Rhabditidae
Source: the annotation of a GenBank genome assembly
AUGUCUUCGAAAUAUCGUUCUCGGGUUAUCAUAGAAUCAAGUUCUGAAUCGGAAUCCGAAAAAGACGCUUCUUCUGAUUUGGAAAUCGUUGAAAAAACCGAAGAAAGACAAGAAUCGGGUUCAGAAAAUUCGCAAUCUAUUAUUGGAGAUAGUGAAAAUGAAGAUGAUGUUGUUGGUGACAGUGAGCAUGAUUCAGAUGUUAUUGAAGAAUCAAUGGCUUCGCAAAACGAAGAUAUGAACUCGACUCCACAAACACCUUCAGUAAGUCUAAUUAUCCCAUUAGAAAACUAACUUUACUAUUUUAGGAUAGCAAGUCGUAUUCUUCUUUUGCUACAUCAACACCAAACGAUAAAGAAACAUCAUCCGUUUUUUUCUCUGGGGCAUCUUAUAAUUCUGCCGGUUCAAAAAAUUCGGGCGAAUCUUCGUCCAAUCACGAUAGAAGUCGAAGUUUCAUCGAGGAAACUGGAACUGCUGGAUCCUUAACACCAAUAUCGAAAAGAUUGAUGGAAAAAGAUGACAAACAUUCGAAACAGCAGCUAAGAGAAAGAUUGUUGAGAAAAUCAGUGAGACCAAUGGAAAAUCACGAUUCUCCAGUCAAACAAUCAGGCUGGUCAGGUUUAGCCAAUGAGGAUAAUCUUUUGAACGCUGCUUUGAGUCCAAUAACAAAAACAGCUCCAAUCAGAAUUGCUGAAGUAUCUCAUCACGAAAUUGUGCUUGGUGAAUCACCGGAACCUCCAGCGUUGGAAGCUGAAAGCCCAAAACCAAUCAGUGAUAAAUCAGAUGAUGAUAUUGUUUGCUUGACUCCAAAUCCUGUAAGAGUUCAACCACCACAACAAAAAGCUCAAAGUCCAAAAGCAAAUGAAUAUGCGAAAUUGUCGAUGGAUGAACUGUUGAAGAAAAAGAAUCAGACAAUGGCGCUUUUAGGAUAUUCGGAUGGCUUGCCGGAUAAAGGAAAAAAAUUGCAAGAUCAAUUCAAUGUUAUUGAUGAUGAAAUUGAGAGAAGAAAGGUAUCGUUUUUAGAAAUUUUGAAUACAGACUACAGAACAAUAAAUUUUUCAGGACUUACAACUUCAAAAUCCUGAUGACGACGUCGAAGUUAUUGAAGAACGUCGAAUUGUCCAACCAAAACUUCCGUAUUAUGCUGUUCCAACAAAAGAUGGCGUUUUGCCACCGAAACAUUUGAUUAAUCCAUUGCCACAACAAGAUUUCAAUCAACUUUUGCAAAAAGAUGGAAAACGCAUUUUCGGUGGUAAAAUGACUGAUGAAAGAUAUCAAAAAAUCACAUCGAUGACUGAAAAAUUGAUGCAAUAUUUGCAUGAGUAAGUUUUUUGAAUUUCUAAAGCUCAACUAGGUUGGAACUUGAUAGGAAAUCUCAAUCUACAUCUCUAAAACUUUUAAAAAAUGAUGAAACUUCAAAUAUGAAUUCAAAUAACCUAUAUUUUUUCAGUGCUACCAAUUCGAUUCCAAAUGACACUGAUCUCACUGAAACUCCUCCACAUUUCAAAAUCGAUCUAAUGCCUCAUCAAAAAUCAGCUUUGACGUGGCUGAAAUGGCGUGAAGUUCAACCACAAUCCGGCGGAAUUUUGGCAGACGAUAUGGGAUUGGGAAAAACUCUUUCAAUGAUUUCGUUGAUCGUUGAUCAAAAAGUUGCUCGAAGAAGUCGAAAAGAAAGCGGAGAAGAUGAAGAGGAUAAAAAGAAACGAUUGGCUGCGAAAAGUCAAGGAUUAGUUCCAUCGAAUGGAACAUUGAUUAUUGCUCCAGCUUCAUUGAUUUAUCAAUGGGAAAAAGAAAUUGAACAAAGAAUUGAGCGAGAUUUUUUGAAUGUUUACAUGUUUCAUGGAACAAAAAAACAGCGAGAUAUUGAAGCGAAAAAAUUGGCAAGAUAUGAUGUUGUUAUUACAACUUAUACAUUGAUUGCUAAUGAGUUGACAGAAAAAAUCAGGACCAAGAAUAAGGUGAGCUCAUCGAUUUUUAAAAUAUGAUUAAGAUUUUUACUAAUAUUUUGCAGGUUGAUGAUAGAAGUGAUUCGGAUAUGUCAGAUGAUGGCGGUGGUCAGAAAAGAGUUGUUGGUCGAGAUGAUUCAGUUCUAUCGCAAAUUAGUUGGGCUCGUGUUAUUCUCGAUGAAGCUCACGCAAUCAAAAAUCGAACUGCAAUGUGCUCAAAAGCUGUUUGUCGUCUCUCAUCAUUUGCUCGUUGGUGUUUGACCGGAACUCCAAUUCACAACAAUCUUUGGGAUUUGUAUAGUUUGAUUCGUUUCAUGAGAAUUGCUCCAUUUAGCGAGGAAAAAUAUUGGAAAGAACAAAUUAUGCCAAUGAGAGGAAGAAUGGGUGAUCGAUUGAAUUUGUUGACAAAGAAUUUGUUGUUGCGAAGAACAAAAGAUCAAACAUGUGCGGUGACAAAUAAAAAGAUUGUGGAUUUGGAGCCGAAACGUUUGAUUGUUCAUGAUUUGGACUUUGAAGGAGCAGAAGCACAUGCUUAUGAGAUUAUGUGGGAGGCAGCACAAAAGUUUGUCAAGAAAAUGGUUGAACAAGGAGAGGACAAUCGAUAUAUGCAAGAAUAUGGAGUUCGAAGAAAAGCAAAACAAUCGAAAUCAGGAGAAGAUGUGAGAAAUCCGUUUAAUUGUAAGUUUUUUUGAAGUUUUUCUCAACUGGAAGUCUUAACAUUUCCGAAAAAAUGUAUUUUUUGUUCCAAAAUGUUGAAAAACAUAUUUUCAGUCGGCCCGCGAAGUCUCGGAACUCAAAGUAACUUCCAAAAUAUGUCUUGUGUUCUAAUGCUUCUUCUUCGUCUUCGUCAAGCCAGUGUUCAUUUCAAUAUCACGAAAAAAGGAAUGGAUAUGGAAGCAUUUUCAAUAAUUGGAGGAGAUGAUGAUGUUGAUGUUGAUGAAAUGGAUGCAUUGUUAGAAAAAACUAUGGCAAAUAUGACUUUGGAUGAAGAGGAAAAUGAUGAAAAUGAUGAGGGAAUCAAACAGAAAAGAAGUGAUAAAAUGGAACAAAAGAUUUUCGACAGCGAUUUUAUUAGUUGCAAAAUGAAGAAAACUUUGGAAUUGAUUGGAGAAAUUAUGGAGAAAAAUGACAAAGUGUGAGUUUUUUCUGGAAAAGAUAAUUCCAAACAAUACAUUUGCAGAGUGGUUGUUUCACAAUGGACAUCUGUUUUGAACCUCAUCGAACAACACAUCAAAUCAUUUGGAUUCCCAUAUACCAGUAUCACAGGAGAAGUUAAAGUAUCUGAUAGACAAGCACGAGUUGAUAGUUUCAAUAAAUUGAAUGGUGGAAGUAGUGUUAUGUUGUUGUCUUUAACUGCCGGAGGAGUUGGUUUAAAUUUGACGGGUGGAAAUCAUUUGAUUAUGGUUGAUUUGCAUUGGAAUCCCGCGUUGGAACAACAAGCAUGUGAUAGAAUUUAUCGAAUGGGACAGAAAAAACCCGUUUUUAUUCAUAGGUUUGUUGACAUUUUUGAGAGGGAAAAUGAGAGCUUUUUUAGAUAAAUUCAAGAAAAAAGAAAAAUUUGUGGCCCAAAAAAUGUAUGCUAUAUCAUAAAUUUUGCUCAUAAACCAGAUUUCAUUUCAGAUUGGUGACAAAUUCCACCAUCGAACAACGUGUCAUCGCAUUGCAAGAGAAAAAGUUGGAAAUGGCGAAAAAUGUGCUCGACGGUUCAGCUUCGAAAAAAUUGAACAAAUUAUCAAUGGCCGAUAUCAAGACACUUUUCGGUUUGGACGACAAAUAA